UUUGUAGGGUUCCUCCAACGUUCACUAUCGUCUCUCUCUCUCUCUCUCUCUCUCUCUCUCUUCCACUGUGAAACUCAAAACUCAAAAAAAGAAAAAAAAAAGAAAAAAGAAAAAAGAAAAAAAAACUUCGUACCAAUUUCUCCCUCUCUUCUUCUCCGGCGAACCAAAUCCCUUAAUCCUCAUCGGAGCAUCGUAGAUUUCCUCUACUAAUCGGGGAGGGGUUUGAGUUCAAAUCAUGUCGCUUAGACCCAACGAGAGGGCUGAGGUUCGGCGGAACCGGUACAAGGUUGCGGUGGAUGCUGAUGAAGGUCGGAGAAGAAGGGAGGAUAAUAUGGUUGAGAUUCGGAAGAAUCGAAGAGAGGAGAGUCUGCAGAAGAAAAGGCGUGAGGGUCUUCAAGCCCAGCAACUCCAAACUUCCACUCACUCAUCGGCAGUAGAAAAGAAGUUGGAACAUCUUCCUUCCAUGGUUGCGGGUGUUUGGUCUGAUGAUGGUAGUCUGCAACUUGAAUCCACUACUCAGUUUAGGAAACUUCUUUCGAUUGAGCGUAGUCCCCCAAUUGAAGAAGUUAUACAGGCAGGAGUUGUUCCUCGUUUUGUUGAAUUUCUAAUGAGAGAGGAUUUUCCACAACUUCAGUUUGAAGCUGCUUGGGCUCUUACGAAUAUUGCUUCGGGAACAUCAGAAAACACUAAGGUGGUCAUCGAUCAUGGUGCUGUGCCAAUAUUUGUUAAGCUUCUUGGUUCUCCAAGUGAUGAUGUCCGGGAGCAGGCUGUAUGGGCAUUAGGAAAUGUUGCUGGGGACUCCUCAAGAUGUCGUGAUUUGGUUUUAGGUAAUGGAGCAUUGCUUCCUUUAUUAGCACAGUUGAACGAGCAAGCUAAGCUUUCUAUGCUGAGAAAUGCUACCUGGACACUAUCAAAUUUCUGCAGGGGCAAGCCACAACCUGCUUUUGAUCUGGUCAAACCAGCACUUCCAGCUCUUGCUCGUCUUAUACAUUCAAAUGAUGAAGAAGUUUUGACUGAUGCUUGCUGGGCACUUUCAUACCUUUCUGAUGGUACAAACGACAAAAUUCAAGCUGUUAUUGAGGCAGGUGUUUGCCCUCGUCUCGUCGAGCUCUUAAUGCAUCCUGCUCCUUCUGUGCUUAUUCCUGCCCUUCGAACUGUUGGAAACAUUGUUACUGGUGAUGAUUUGCAAACUCAGGUUAUUAUCCAACAUAAUGCCCUACCUUGCCUGCUAAAUUUAUUGACUAAUAAUCAUAAGAAGAGCAUCAAGAAAGAAGCUUGCUGGACUAUAUCUAAUAUAACGGCUGGGAACAAGGCGCAAAUUCAGGCUGUUAUAGAUGCCAAUAUAGUUGCUCCCCUUGUUCAUCUGCUCCAAAAUGCCGAAUUUGAUAUUAAGAAAGAGGCUGCAUGGGCAAUCUCAAAUGCCACAUCUGGAGGCUCUCAUGAUCAGAUAAAGUACCUAGUAAAUCAAGGGUGUAUCAAACCUCUGUGCGAUCUUCUAAUUUGCCCUGAUCCUAGGAUUGUCACGGUUUGUUUAGAAGGGCUCGAAAAUAUCUUGAAGGUAGGAGAAGCUGAAAAGAACACAACUGAUACAGGAGGAGUUAAUCUUUAUGCUCAAUUGAUUGAUGAUGCUGAGGGGCUAGAGAAAAUUGAGAAUCUACAGAGUCAUGACAACACUGAAAUUUAUGAGAAGGCAGUGAAGAUCCUCGAGACUUACUGGUUGGAAGAGGAAGAUGAGACUAUGCCACCGGGUACUGCUCCCCAAGGAGGAUUCAAUUUUGGUGGCGAUCGACCCGUCGUACCAUCCGGGGGAUUCAACUUUGGCUGAGAAGGCUUUCUCCGAGGCUAUUUCGACCACAUCUCCAGUCACAUCGGGUCAGGUCAGGCGUGUUAUGUCGUUGUUUGCCUUUGCUUAUCCCAGUCUCAGUUAUAUUUUAGCGUGUUGGUUGACUGGGUUGAAUGCUUUUUACAUGAGUUUGGGAUUGACUGGUGAUGAGACAGUGGAAUAUAUAUACACUAUAUCAAUUGGUAAUAUAGUUUCCACAGAUCUGAGAAAUCAGAGCGAUUUCGUUUGGGCAAACUGUGAUUUUUUAUUGUUUUUUCUUAGUUGGUCUACUUGUCAGAAACAUGGAGUCUAAGCAUUGUUUGUUCCCUCCCUUUUUACGUCAUUACGCUUCUAUAUUUUUUUUGUUCAUAGUUUUUUCCAUAGAGCAACUUUUAGAUUUAUAGCAGAUACCAUUUUGGCUA
Molecule: messenger RNA, 2244 nt
Organism: Cucumis melo (muskmelon)
Lineage: Eukaryota; Viridiplantae; Streptophyta; Magnoliopsida; Cucurbitales; Cucurbitaceae
Product: importin subunit alpha-2
Exons: 11
Coding region: 236-1825 (529 amino acids)
Biological process (GO): NLS-bearing protein import into nucleus
Cellular component (GO): nucleus; cytoplasm
Molecular function (GO): protein binding; nuclear import signal receptor activity
Source: RefSeq, a predicted model, not a curated record